GUUGUUGUUGUUUGUUUGUUUGUUUUUCCCGAAUAGCUUAAUAAACCACCGAUUACAAACAUAAAUCAGAGUCCCACACAAAAAAAGUUCAGUUUCACAGUUGUAAUUUCACCAAAUUAACAAGAAAGGAAGCAACAAAAUAAAUUAAAGCAAGUUCAAGUUCAGUUUCAUAAUUAUAUUCUCACCAUAAUCAAGUAGGAAUUAAACAAAAACAAGCAAACAAAAAAUAUUUAAAGCACGUUCAAAAAUAGUAUUUUCACCAAUUUGUUAUUUAACAUAAAGGAUAAAGGAAAACAAUAAAGAAAACAAAAAUAAAAAAACCGAAAUUGCUAAUUGCUAAUGAGGUAGAAGUAUCUUUGAUGUUUGAAAAACCUCGGCGGAUUCAACACUUCAUUUCUCAGAAGAGCGAGAGAAAUAACAGGAAGCCAAAGAAAAACACAUAAAACAAUUCAAAAGAUCUUCCUUCACACCAGUAUUACGUGAAAAAAAAAAAAACUUCUAUAUUUGCAUUAAACACAACAAUCAUAAAAUGUCUUGUGAAUUUGCGUGCGUGAUUGUUUAUGUUUGCGUUUGUGAGGCGAAACGGUGUGUGUGUGUGUGAUCUGUGUGCGUAUAGGAAAUGAGCACUGAGCUCUGGCUGAUGAUGGCAGGAGGGGGAAAUGUUUUUUGUUUUGUUUUUUUUUAUCAGAAGGAAUUGUUUAAGGGCUGUAGUAAAACAGGAAUUCACCUGAACAGCUCACUCGCACUCGUCAGCCAAAAAGACAAAUUUGCUCUGCAGCCAGCGUCCAAAGGUGCGACAAGCGGCACUUCGGUGAUCGCCCCGGCAACUCGUGUCCACUUUAGCGGUCCCGCCUGGCCCAAACACAGCAGCGAUAUCAGUCUCGACAACUAGGCGGUUGUCUCAGAAUAACAUACUGAUUGUGAAGAUGGAUACUCUGAAACGAUGGAUGAGGGACUGGAAGUAUCCGACAUCUCUAUUAUGCAUCUAUGGGUUCCUCAGCACAGUAAAGCCCUUAGAACCAUUUCUCAUUCCAUUCCUAACUGGACCAGACAAGAACCUAACCAUUGAGCAGGUAACCAAUCAGAUAUUCCCAGUGUGGACGUACUCUUACCUGGCAGUGCUGGUUCCUGUCUUCCUCCUCACCGAUUGGCUACGUUACAAACCUGUGGUGGUCUUCCAGUGUUUAGUCCUGUUCGCCACCACGGCAAUGAUACUGUGGUGUAAGGGUGUACCAGAGAUGCAGGCCAUGCAGUUUGCAUAUGGAGUGGUGACGUCAUGUGAUGUUGCUUACUUCACGUACAUCUACAGCAUGGUGGAGUUGAAGCACUACCUGAAAGCCACCUCGUACUGCCGGACCGCACAGCUGCUGGGCUACACUGUUGGUUCAGUAUUAGGCCAGGUCCUAGUCUCAUUUGAACUGAUGUCCUACAACAACAUUCUAGUGUUUACACUUGUUCUCACCGCCGUUGCGUUGAUCACCUCCAUUUUUCUUCCAAUGCCUAAGAUAAGCAUGUUCUUUCACCAAAGGAGAAGAGCUAGUGGAGAGACGGAUGGUGAAGGGCAUGUUUGGACAGUUAAACCUCAGGAACUCAAGGAAGAGUCUAUGACAGAGGAGGAUCUUCAGAGCAAUGGCCAAAAAGAUGGCGUGGAGGUGGAUGGAUCUAGACGGCAGAAGGAAACACUGGAAGGUUCCAGUGAUAAUACAAGUGCAAAAAGUUCCAAGACAGGUGGCUGUGGUGAUGUUCUGCUCUGGUUGUGGAGGGAUUUCCUGCAGUGUUUCUCCUCCCGUACACUGCUUAUCUGGUCAGCGUGGUGGGCACUGUCUACCUGCGGCUACAAUCAGACAGUGAACUAUGUCCAGUCACUGUGGGAGCAUGUGGAGCCAUCUAAUAACUUCACGGUCUACAAUGGAGGAGUGGAGGCCCUCUCAAACCUGUUUGGGGCGGCGGCGGCGUAUGGUAUCGGGUUUUCAUCUGCAGACUGGUCUCGCUGGGGUGAGAUGGCUCUGGGUGUGCUCUCUGCCCUGGAGGGCGGUGCUCUCUUUUCAAUGGUCUUCAGCGCCAACAUCUGGGUCUGCUACUGUGGCUACAUCAUUUUUAAGAGCCUGUACAUGCUGCUCAUCACCAUUGCCAUGUUCCAGAUAGCAGCUGGGUUGAACAUGGAGCGUUAUGCCCUUGUGUUCGGAGCCAACACCUUCGGUGCUCUGGUCCUCCAGACAAUCAUCACCUCGGUGGUGGUGGAUAGCAGUGGGCUUGGUGUGGAUAUUGUCACACAGUUUACUGUCUACGGGGGAUAUUUUUCUGUUAUUGCCAUCGUUUUCUUCUUGAGGGGUUUGUAUAUAAUGUGCCAAAAACCUGAGCUGGAAACACCAAGAGAGAAUCCAGAAGAAACUUUAAAGGAAGAAGAUGAUGCUCAAAUCACCACUGAAACAAAAUUCUGAACAAAAGGAACAGGAAGUGCUCAGGGUUCCCACUCUAAGCCAAAUGUCAAAUUCCCUGACUUUUUUCUGACUUUCACUGACUAAAAAGCUGAAUUUCCAUGACCUAUAAUGAAUGGAAAAACAGGCCGCUGUUGUGCUGAGCACUGAGCAGACUAAAAUCCAUCCAUUUGCCAGCUUUAUUUACUUGUUCACAGACAUUUUAGUACAAACUAAGUUAAACACUCAUACACACUACUUUUUUUUUUUUGCGCUUUUACCCGUUAAAUGCACUUUGAUAUUUUUCUGUACUAUUUCUACAGAAAUUAAUUUAUAGUUUUUAUGCUUUUUUAAGGGAUUAAACGCUCUAGAGGAUUUUCUGUUUCUCAUCAAGUUCAUCAUUAAGUCUUUUGAUUUCUUCACAUUUAGUUUUUGCAGUCGGUCUUAGACUGUUUGACACUAGGCUAUUUCUGUAAAUGGUUAUGAUUAUUUAAGUCUGAAAUAAAUAAUAAUUAUUAAAUAA
Molecule: messenger RNA, 2940 nt
Organism: Ctenopharyngodon idella (grass carp)
Lineage: Eukaryota; Metazoa; Chordata; Actinopteri; Cypriniformes; Xenocyprididae
Gene: slc19a3a
Product: solute carrier family 19 member 3a
Exons: 7
Coding region: 927-2441 (504 amino acids)
Biological process (GO): transmembrane transport; vitamin transport
Cellular component (GO): plasma membrane
Molecular function (GO): vitamin transmembrane transporter activity
Source: RefSeq, a predicted model, not a curated record